UGCAAGUGUCGAAACAGUUACCGUGUCUGGUCGGUGUGUUUGGAAUCUGUUCGAACGCCCCGUGUCAAAAUUGUUUGACAGUCAUGUCAUUUAGCUUUAACUUUGACGUGCAUUCAGUAACACCUAACCGAGGUGGAAACUCUGAUGGACAUGAAUUACAACACGUAAAGGAAGAACGCGUUGGUAAACACAUGGUGGACAAUACAAAACCAGCAGCGUCAAUAAAAGAAGCUAAAGAGCACCAUCCAGUGUCAGACCCACAGUACGUCCUUCACGAUGUCUCUGAAACAGUUACCAUUGGAAGCCUUCCUCCACUGCAUUUUCUCAAUGAAGCUGUGUUUGAGAAGACGGCCUCAGAGAAAGAUGAUGUGGAGAAGAUCCUUUCCUGCACUGCAGAGCAGAGCUCUGAUCUCAUCUCUGGUGUGUAUGAGGGAGGGCUGAAAGUGUGGGAGUGCACCUAUGACCUCCUGGAGUUGAUUGAGAAAGAUAGCAAGUCUUUUGGGGAGAAGAGAGUUUUGGAUUUGGGCUGUGGAGCGGGGCUGCUUGGGAUACUUGCACUGAAGACAGGAGCCAAACACGUCCACUUUCAGGAUUAUAACAGUACAGUUAUUGAACACCUCACACUGCCCAAUGUGAUACUCAACUGCUUGGAUGAUGGAAACGGUGAAGAUGCUAAAGAUAGGGAGGAUAACGGAAAGCUGCUGAGGGAGUAUAGCUGUGAAAAUGAGGUAAAUGAGAAACAGGAGGAUCAGGACUGGUGCCCACCAUCUAAGAAGACAGCCAUGGAUCCAACCCAACAGCCAUCAUUAGCCAGGUGUCGUUUCUUUUCUGGUGACUGGACUACUUUUCUUGCUUUGCUUCUUAAAGAGGACCCACCACCAAUAUAUGACAUCAUAUUGACGUCAGAAACUAUAUACAACACCGCCUACUACCCUACCCUACAUGAGACCCUCCACAGUCUGCUGGCACCAGAUGGACUCAUCUACCUCGCCACCAAAUCCCACUACUUUGGGGUAGGAGGCGGACUUCACUUGUUUGAGAAGUUUGUGGCUCAGAGGGAUGUUUUUUCUCUGGAACACGUGUGGGAUUUGGACGAAGGGCUUCAGAGACACAUAGUCGUGCUACGUUUUAAAACGGCAACUCUUGAAUCCAAGGAUUCAGACUGAAGUAUAUUUAAUGAGUUUGAUUAUAAGAGAAUUUAAUGUAAGUAAGUAAGUAUACUUUAUUUAUAUAGCGCUUUUCACAGACAGGGGUCACAAAGCGCUUUACAAGGUAAAACAAUAAAAAUAUACAGUAAAACACUCAGU
Molecule: messenger RNA, 1307 nt
Organism: Thalassophryne amazonica
Lineage: Eukaryota; Metazoa; Chordata; Actinopteri; Batrachoidiformes; Batrachoididae
Gene: mettl18
Product: methyltransferase like 18
Exons: 2
Coding region: 84-1166 (360 amino acids)
Biological process (GO): peptidyl-histidine methylation, to form tele-methylhistidine
Molecular function (GO): protein-L-histidine N-tele-methyltransferase activity
Source: RefSeq, a predicted model, not a curated record